AUGAGUUUCCUAAACCUACACCAACCGGAAAACGAGCUCGACAUAGAAAUCUUUCGCGAUCCCAAUUUACCUUCUUCAUCGUUGUUGUCCUCUUUACACAACAACGAUCAGCGCGUUUUCUCGUGCAGUUAUUGCAGAAGAAAAUUCUACAGCCCACAAGCGUUCGGAGGCCACCAAAACGCUCACAAGCUCGAAAGAACCUUAGCCAAGAAAAGCCGAGAGAUGAGUUUGUCAGCUGCUAGAUAUCAUUCGGAAUGGAACCAGAUGCCAUCCAGGUUCGGUUCCAAUGGUUCUAGCCAUGUUGAACCGGUGCAGCCGCCCACGGUGGUGGGGAUCGAAGGUCUGCAACUGUUUGGUUCAGGUGAAACAAGAAGAGAGAUGGGUUAUGGUUACAAGGGUGAUCAGAGGGUUGAUGAUGGCUUUAACCAGCUUGACUUGUCUCUCAGGCUUUGA
Cynara cardunculus var. scolymus (artichoke) is the source of this 453-nucleotide messenger RNA. RefSeq names its product zinc finger protein 2-like. NCBI's taxonomy places the organism in Eukaryota, Viridiplantae, Streptophyta, Magnoliopsida, Asterales, Asteraceae. Bases 1 to 453 code for a protein of 150 amino acids. Gene Ontology annotation, biological process: negative regulation of abscisic acid-activated signaling pathway. The record is from RefSeq and is a predicted model, not a curated record. The transcript has a single exon.